Molecule: messenger RNA, 2178 nt
Organism: Lampris incognitus (smalleye Pacific opah)
Lineage: Eukaryota; Metazoa; Chordata; Actinopteri; Lampriformes; Lampridae
Gene: thoc3
Product: THO complex 3
Exons: 6
Coding region: 6-974 (322 amino acids)
Biological process (GO): mRNA export from nucleus
Cellular component (GO): THO complex part of transcription export complex
Molecular function (GO): protein binding
Source: RefSeq, a predicted model, not a curated record
UCAAGAUGGCGUCGCAGUACUAUCAAGAAAUGCAGGACAGCUUCAAAAACAACAACAAAAGUAGAGAAUUCCCGGCGCACACAGCCAAGGUCCAUUCAGUUGCAUGGAGUUGCGAUGGAAGGAGACUCGCCUCUGGCUCCUUUGACAAAACGGCUAGCGUUUUUGUCCUUGAGAAAGACCGCUUGGUUAAAGAAAACAACUAUCGUGGUCAUAGCGACAGCGUGGAUCAACUCUGUUGGCAUCCAACCAACCCUGAUCUUUUCGUCACAGCUUCAGGAGAUAAGACCAUACGGAUAUGGGACGUCCGCACGACUAAGUGCAUUGCCACUGUCAAUACAAAAGGUGAGAACAUAAACAUCUGCUGGAGCCCGGAUGGCCAAACCAUAGCGGUGGGCAACAAGGAUGAUGUGGUCACCUUCAUCGAUGCCAAGACACACCGCUCCAAGGCUGAAGAGCAGUUCAAAUUUGAGGUGAACGAGAUCUCCUGGAACAAUGACAAUGACAUGUUCUUCCUUACCAAUGGCAACGGAUGCAUCAAUAUUCUCAGUUACCCAGAGCUGAAGCCCAUUCAGUCCAUCAAUGCCCAUCCAUCCAACUGUAUCUGCAUCAAGUUCGAUCCCACUGGCAAGUACUUUGCUACAGGAAGCGCAGAUGCCCUGGUCAGCCUUUGGAACGUAGAGGAACUAGUGUGUGUCCGCUGUUUCUCCAGGCUUGAUUGGCCUGUGAGGACACUAAGUUUCAGCCAUGAUGGCAAGAUGUUGGCCUCAGCUUCAGAGGAUCACUUCAUAGACAUCGCUGAAGUUGAAACAGGAGAGAAGUUGUGGGAGGUGCAAUGUGAUUCUCCAACCUUCACGGUGGCCUGGCACCCCAAGAGGCCCCUGCUGGCGUAUGCCUGCGAUGACAAGGAGGGCAAAUAUGACAACAACCGAGAGGCGGGAACUGUCAAGCUCUUUGGAAUCCCAAAUGAUUCCUGAGCUUUAGUGUCAUGACAAACAAGGCUGUGUCGUCUCCACAAAUCCCAUACCCCACAGUGUCAUUCACUACUAUCAAGCAAACACCAGGACGAUUUACAAAGGAAGACAAAAAAAAGAAGUGCAUAUGUACAUUAGAAUGUCAUCGCUUUGAAUUUGAACUGAAUCUCAAAUAGAGCGCCUAAGCUGUUUUAAAGGAUAGAAUUUUUUUGUUCAGUUGGAAAGUGAGACAUCUUCUUGGGACCAGUGCAGAUUUCCGCAUAAUGAAAAUGACCUGUUUCAUGCCCUGGUUUUCAGUUCAGUAAGACCUGAUUUGCAGUGUUUGACCACCAGAUGGUGCUGCGCCAUAAUUCAGUUUUCUUGUUUUCCUCUGGGGUUGGCUGUUUUUAUACGAAGUUAAAAGUAACACGCCUUUGUAAUAUAUUUUGUAUAAUAGGUGUUUUGAUAUUAAAAGUCAUCUCUUGAUAAAUUGUGUUUUCGGAGCGUUGUUAUGGAUUCUCUAGCACAUUCUCUGAAAAUGAUUGUGUUACACGGUUCAAUUUAAGAUUCAUUGUACAAUUUGUGCAGUCAUGUUAGUAUUCACUGCAUCUUUCGAAUCGGUGAGAUGGGUUAAAGAUGUCAUGUUCUUCGUGCCGUUAGCUAUUCUACAGCCGUUGACAAAAUGCACGCACAUACAUAAUACUAUCAUUUCCAGCCUUGCUCUGCUACACAUCCUUGACAUUGUGAUAAAUGAGGCUGAGAACUGUUUAAUGUGGUGAUGUAAUGGUCACAUAAUAAGAUUGUGCUUGUCUAAUAGUUUAUGAUAGAAGAUGGUCUCUGUGCUUUGGUGCAGUUACCAGAGGCGUGGGAGGGAGAGAAGAUGGGGUUAAAAGCACAUAAUGUUCGUAAAAGCAUGUUUACAAUUUUAGGAUGCAGCCGAUCUGGAAAGAGGAGAACACUCUUCCUUAUUACCUACCAGCCUUGCCUGCUGCCUGUCUGGUGCCUGUCCAACUGUCUGUCUGCCUUCUGUCACAUUACAAGUGAGUCAUAAAGGGGAAAUGCAGCAAACAGGUGCACACAGACAAUCCCCAUUCCCAUCAAACCAAUAAAAUUACGCUACUUGCCCUUAUGUUGCAUUCAUCCAUGUGACCUUUACACAACCACACACGCAAAUAAAAACACCGAUCUCUCAUCAUAAGCAGAAAGCAAACGCACAUCAGCCAGAUGG